This is a messenger RNA of Mycetomoellerius zeteki, 1696 nucleotides long. RefSeq lists its product as uncharacterized. The transcript is spliced from 7 exons. The record is from RefSeq and is a predicted model, not a curated record. Bases 351 to 1640 code for a protein of 429 amino acids. Lineage: Eukaryota; Metazoa; Arthropoda; Insecta; Hymenoptera; Formicidae.
UGACACUGUGGAUAUCGUUUUGCCUAAUCUUUUCUCAUGUCGUUUUGUAAUGUUCUUGUCGUAAUAACGCUAUUGUUGUAACACUAUUGUUGUAUUCCGCUAGUAUUAUAUAAUGAAAAAAGCAUCGACUUUCCAAGAAGUAAAAUCACUUUUAUCAGUGAGUUUUUGCUGUUAAUACUUUGUUACCACACACAACCUGCUCAUGUUAUUCAUUACUUAUCUGAAAUGCUCGUGUAAUAACGCUUUUGUUCUAAUUACCGUGUAACUAAUUGUAUUGGAGAAAUCAUACAGCAAAGUAUUUUACCAGAGAGAGACAUUUUUUCGGACACUUACUACAUCUUAAUAUCAACAUGGAAGAAAUAUGUGGAAGGACACCUAAUACUAAACUUUACUUUUGCGAUGGUUAUACUUACUACAAAGAUUCUCGUAAUACAAAUAUUCUACGAUGUAGUACUCGUCGAUCGUCCCUAUGCUCUGGUGUUCUUAAAGUUGAUAAUAAUGGCAAAAUACAUUUAGUCCAAGAUCAUAAUCAUAUUAAGAUGCCAUGUAAAGCAAAGCAAGUUAUCAUGAGACAAGAAAUGUUGCAACUUUGUCGAAACUCAUCUUUAUCUUUGAAAGAAAUAUUCGAUACUGUUUGUAGAAAAUAUCCUGAAACAGCCGUCACAUUGUCAUAUGCAUCAAUGAAAUCUAUAUUAUAUCGUGAAAGAAUUAAACUUCGUCCAAAUUUACCAAAAGAUAUGGAGACUCUUAUUAUGAAUAUGGCAACAUAUAUACCUCUUGAAAAAUUUUACAAAGGAUAUGUAACCUGCAGUGAUGGAAAGAAAGCAUUAAUAUUUACAAGUCAUGAAUUGUUGCAAGAAUUGCAAAAAUCAACAGAACUUUAUAUGGAUGGCACUUUUAAUAUUGUUCCACGUGUACCAUUGAUGAGUCAAAUGUAUACGAUACAUAUCCGAUACAUGAAUGUUGGCAUUGCUAUGAUCUUCAUCCUGUGUGAAAGUCGUUCUAGUAAUAUGUAUAGAGCUAUUUGGAAGAAAAUUAUGGAGUUAGUGCCAAUGCUUCAACAAAAUAUAAAAUUUUUAAUGAGUGAUUAUGAAGUAGCAGCCUUGAAAGUGAUAAGUGAACAAUUUCCAGAAGCAGAAGCACACGGGUGUUGGUUCCACUAUAAUCAAGCUCUUUUGCGUCAUUGGCAGCAAUUAGGAUUAAUACAUGCACCAAGAAACGUUUUAUCUAUGACAAUGACAAUGGCAUUGAUUCCUUCUUCUUGUUUUGAGCAAGCUCUUGCCCUUAUACAACUUGAAGCUAAUAAAAUUUCUUCUAAAUAUCCUACUGUCAAUGAUUUUUUAACUUAUGUACGCAAGACUUGGUUACCAUUGGCAUCCAAAGUUAGUGUUUUUGAUUGCCCUGCAAGAACAAACAACGUAACAGAGAGUUUCCAUAAUGUAGCUGGAAAAAAAUUCGGCAAAGCUCAUGGAAACGUUUGGAAUUUCUUAGAUAAUCUUCGCAAAUUAAUAAUUGAUGAAGAACUAAAACUAAAACGUCUAAAAACAACCGAAACAGGUGGACAUCGUGUAAGUAUCAGAAACAGAAGGCGAGAUUAUAAAAUACGUGAAGCUCAAAGAAAUUUUACAUUUGGUAGGUAAGUUAAUAAUUAUUUUCUUGAAAUACCGCAAGUAAUUGGUAAAGCAAUAUUGUACAC